Haliotis rubra (blacklip abalone) is the source of this 1572-nucleotide messenger RNA. RefSeq lists its product as uncharacterized. The transcript is spliced from 3 exons. Lineage: Eukaryota; Metazoa; Mollusca; Gastropoda; Lepetellida; Haliotidae. Bases 83 to 1417 code for a protein of 444 amino acids. The record is from RefSeq and is a predicted model, not a curated record.
GGAUGGAGAAUGCCGGACUUUGAGGAGAAAACGAUUCGCCCCAAUUGUAACGUUCAUCGCCAAAUUUUCCGUCAAGAAAUUGAUGUCCUUUGGUAUCGAUACUCUGAUAGAUCACGCCGAACAAGCCAGGACUACUGAGAAACUGGAAACCAUUUUGCAGAUUCUCAAUUCGAUGCAAGAAACACAUGAAAAUUUCCUAAAAAAACUAAACGAACUCAAGGAACUGUCAACUAUACAGGAUGCAGAAAGGGUUGAACGAAGUCUACUUGUUAUUUUUGAACAGUUUGACACAUUCAUUAAGUCUUCUAAAGCGUGCGUGCAGGCAAAUACAACCAACAGCUGUACCCAAACCCUGGAGAACGAAAAAGAAACCCUGAAACUCGAUCUGAGGAGAAUACCAAGCUUGUUAACACAACUUCAUUUGGUAAUCAAGGGGUUGAGCGUAGUAUCUGCAGGGCGAAACUCUGGCCUAGCAUGUGAUUUUGUUAGACACGUUCUCAGGGAACUUCAAUCAGCCACAACACAAAACUACAAUCUUACACGAAGCCUGGACGAUAUCAGCAAUUACAAGGACGAACUGAUAAAACUCCAGGUUAACUCCUAUCAGCUGUACAACCUAACCUGUACUUCAAACAACCCAACCUGUUCUGUAGUGAGGACAAAAUUGGAGGAUCACUUACGAGAUCAAGACGAAAGAUUUCAGAGUUGCACGCCUCAGUUUUUCUCCCAGCUGCAGAACAUAAACAUCGUCCAUCCUAAAACCGGCACAGUUUUGUUUACCAAUCAGAAGUAUUCUAUUGUGAUCGAUGGUACUUUUGAUUGGGACAAAAUCGACAAACCGCAAGAUGCAGGACUGCGAUGUCCAAAGGGAGAUUCUAGUGAGGUAUUCUCUUGGGAGGAUGCAUCGCCCGAUAGAAGAUCUGGCUUUUACCUGAGACAGAAGAGUGGAUGCUAUUUGAGUUUCGAUAGACCAUUUCUGAACUAUGAGAAAGUGUUUCCAACUUUGUGGACAGACAAUGAUAAGAUAGACAGGAAAGAGUUCCUGAUUUGUAAACCCUCCAAACACGAUGCGGUAACAAUUCUGAUAACAGCUACAGCUGAAGCAGACUCUGACACAACAUACAGCUUCAAAGAAGUAGAUACUGGAAAAUACUUGAACGUCCGCGCUGAACAAACAAGUGUUUAUGAUGAGAUUAACAGGAGGCUGAACUUGGUACUCUUUCUCCACAAAGACCAGUUCUACUGGAAACAGGCACUGAGUGGAUCAAAUAAAGGAACAUGCGAUGAAGCAUCAACUGUUGCAGCAACAGACACAUCCGAUGGAAGCUACCUCGGACUAUACAUCGGAAUAGCCGUCGGCGUGGUUGCCCUAAUACUUAUUAUAGUGUGUUGUUGCUGUUGUUGCUGUAGCCACUAAUCGACUCCCAAACCCAACAAUAAAGAUAUAUCCAGCUAGAUAUUUUAACUUUGAUCCUUAAGUUUCGAAAAGGUAGGUAGGGUAAAUGUUGAUAUUAAUAUUUAUCCCUGAAACAAGAAGGAUCGUCGACGUUUCUUGUGGGCAAUAUUAUGUUU